Molecule: messenger RNA, 1404 nt
Organism: Manacus vitellinus (golden-collared manakin)
Lineage: Eukaryota; Metazoa; Chordata; Aves; Passeriformes; Pipridae
Gene: CNMD
Product: chondromodulin
Exons: 7
Coding region: 1-1404 (467 amino acids)
Biological process (GO): negative regulation of angiogenesis; negative regulation of endothelial cell proliferation
Source: RefSeq, a predicted model, not a curated record
AUGACGGCCGUCUCUCUAGUGGGGCAUCCCUCCUCUCCGCCACGGCACACAGGGGGUGUGUGUCCCCUACACCCCCUGCUCGGGAGCUGGAGACCAGACCCGGGCGUGGGGUGGCGGGGGAACUGGGCCGGGCAGGAGGUCAACACCCCAGGGAGCUCCGGCGGCCGCUGGGCAAGCUCAGGGGCUUUCCAUUGUGCCCUGGAGGGGGCGGUCCUAACCCUCCCGCCGGCCCGGGGCCGGAGCGGCGGGCCGGGGCGGUGCAAGGCCCCCGUGGGGGCUGGCCCGGGGCCGGGCCCGGGACCGGGGCGGCGGCGGAGCCGGGGUUCAACCUCUCCAUCCCGCGGUAGCCAUGGCAAGAGGGCCUCCCGAGAGGUGCCCAUCGCCACACGCGGGCCCGACGAUGUGGAGCUGUGCCUGCCCCCCCCCCCGCUCUCCCCGCAGGCGUACGCGGCGGCGGCGCCCCCCGGGCCCGGGCGGCUGCUGAAGGCCGGAGCCGCAGUGCUGAUCGCUGGAGCGCUCCUGCUCCUGGCCGGAGCCAUCGGCGCCUUCUACUUCUGGAAAGCCACGGAGCAGCAGGUGUACAACGUUCACUACACUAUGAGCAUUAAUGGAAAAGUACAAGAUGGAUCAAUGGAAAUAGAUGCUGGAAAUAACUUAGAGACAUUCAAAACAGGAAGUGGGAAUGAAGAGGCUGUUGAAGUUCAUGAUUUUCAGAUCGGCAUAACUGGGAUCCGUUUUGCUGAAGGAGAAAAGUGUUACAUCAAAGCUCAGCCAAAAGCUCACGUCCCCGAAGUUGAUGCUAUGACUAAAGCGAGCCUCUCAUCUGAGCUGGAAGAUGAAAUCAUGCCUGUGAGAUUUGACAAAAAUUCCCUUAUCUGGGUGGCUGCAGAUGAGCCUAUCAAGCAUAACAGCUUCCUAAGCCCCAAAAUUUUAGAGCUUUGCGGGGAUCUUCCAAUUUUCUGGCUGCGACCAACAUAUCCCAAAGAUAACCAAAGGAGAGAAAUGAAGAGAAACAAGCGCCAAUCAGGAUCAAACUUUGAUGAGGAAGACUUGGAAGCUGCUGCUGAAGAAGUAAACCCCAGGUCACCUACAGUGCAACUGAGUCAAGAGCUUGAUCACCAGUUUAACGACACCAGGCCAAUGGGACGAGAAACAGAUCAAACAUUUAAUCCAGACAACCCAUAUAAUCAGCUGGAAGGUGAAGGGAUGGCUUUUGACCCCAUGCUGGAUCACCUGGGCGUGUGCUGCAUUGAAUGCCGGCGCAGUUACACACAGUGCCAGAGAAUCUGCGAGCCCCUCAUGGGCUACUACCCGUGGCCUUACAACUACCAAGGGUGUCGCACCGCCUGCCGAAUCAUCAUGCCUUGCAGCUGGUGGGUUGCUCGUAUCAUGGGUGUUGUGUGA